Messenger RNA from Pseudoliparis swirei, 5183 nucleotides. It is a transcript of the gene sema3fa, whose product is annotated as sema domain, immunoglobulin domain (Ig), short basic domain, secreted, (semaphorin) 3Fa. The transcript has 19 exons. Bases 330 to 2720 code for a protein of 796 amino acids. Gene Ontology annotation, molecular function: chemorepellent activity; semaphorin receptor binding. Gene Ontology annotation, biological process: negative regulation of axon extension involved in axon guidance; negative chemotaxis; semaphorin-plexin signaling pathway. Lineage: Eukaryota; Metazoa; Chordata; Actinopteri; Perciformes; Liparidae. The record is from RefSeq and is a predicted model, not a curated record.
CUGCUCUCUGCCGCUCUUCUCCAGGAACUCUUUGUUUCAAACAUCCUUCAGUGGAAAAUACUGAAUCUGUUGAUACGAUUUAGAGAUCACUUCAAGUUAAGGCGGCUGCGUCCAGUUAAUUUAAAUCCAAGCUUUGUUCCGCUCUGGGGAUAAUCGUGCAGGAUCUGCGGCGGAUACACUGAAACACUCACUGCUGCGUGCAGACAGAGGAGCUCAGGGGAUCUGGAGUGGAUGGUUUUAAAUGUUGACCACGUUUAACACAAUAUUCACUGGACGGAACUAGAAGCUUUCUGGACUCUUCUCCUGCUCUGUUAACAAACAGAGGGACGAUGUUGUGGGACAAACUCUGCUGGCUACUGGCCCUGCUGGGCUUGUCGUCCGGGGCGGCGCUGCUCCCCUCCAACGAGCCCCUCUCCGCUCCCAGGGUCUUCCUGUCCUUCAAAGAGUUGAAGUCUACCGGCACAGCUCAUCACUUCUCCUUUUUGCUGAACUCGACUGACUAUCGCAUCCUUCGCAUGGAUGAGGACCACGACCGAAUGUAUGUGGGCAGCAAAGAUUAUAUCCUCUCUCUGGACCUGCACGACAUCAACAAGGAGCCACUCAUUAUCCACUGGCCUGUUCCCCUCCAAAGGAAGACUGAAUGUGUCCUGUCAGGGAAAGACACCACUGGAGAAUGUGGAAACUUUAUCCGUCUGAUUGAGCCGUGGAACCGGACCCACCUGUAUGUGUGUGGAACAGGCGCAUACAACCCCAUCUGCACCUACGUGGACCGAGGACGCAGGUCACAGGGGUCCCCCUACCUACAGGCAGCCCAAUCUGGAGGGAGAACAAGUCGGGCAGCAGACUACGGCACUACGUCAGAGCCUUUGGAGGCUAAGGAAUAUAUCUUCCGACUUGAACCUGGUAAAGUGGAUUCUGGGAAAGGAAAAUGUCCUUAUGACCCCAAACUGAACAGCGUCUCUGCUUUGAUCAAUGGAGAGCUGUAUUCAGGAGUCUACAUUGAUUUCAUGGGAACAGACUCCGCUAUCUUCCGUACACUGGGGAAGCAGACCGCCAUGAGGACUGAUCAGUACAACUCCAGAUGGUUAAACGAUCCCACGUUCGUCCACACACACCUCAUCCCAGACAGCGCUGAGAAGAAUGAUGACAAGCUCUACUUCUUCUUCCGGGAGAAAGCCUCUGAAAUGGGCCAGAGUCCCAUGACCCAGUCCAGGAUUGGGCGGAUCUGCCUGAAUGAUGACGGUGGACACUGCUGUCUGGUCAACAAGUGGAGCACGUUUCUGAAAGCUCGACUCAUUUGCUCAGUGCCGGGAGCUGACGGCAGCGAGACACACUUUGAUGAACUGAGGGAUGUGUAUAUCCAGCCAACUCAAGACAAUAAAAACCCUGUCAUCUAUGGCGUCUUCUCAGUUUCAGGAGCUGUGUUCAAAGGCUCGGCAGUGUGCGUCUACUCAAUGGCUGACAUCCGUAUGGUCUUCAACGGGCCUUUUGCCCACAAGGAGGGGCUCAACUACCAGUGGGUGGCGUACACUGGGAAGAUCCCUUACCCACGACCGGGCACUUGUCCUGGAGGCACUUUCACCCCCAACAUGAAAUCCACAAAGGAUUACCCAGAUGAGGUGAUCAACUUCAUGAGAAACCACCCCACCAUGCACAAUGCCAUAUACCCUGUGCACAAGCGCCCCCUGGUGGUCAGAACCAACGUGGACUAUGAGUUCACCACAAUUGCAGUGGACCAGGUGACAGCAGCUGACGGGAGCUACGAGGUGCUCUUCCUGGGCACAGAUCGGGGGACAGUCCAGAAAGUGAUUGUCCUGCCUAGAGACGACUUGCAGACAGAGGAGUUGGUCUUAGAGGAAGUGGAGGUCUUCAAGGUUCCCACAGCAAUUACCACCAUGCAGAUUUCAUCAAAACGGCAACAACUGUACGUGGGAUCGGUGUUGGGGGUGACCCACCUGGCUCUCCACCGCUGUGACGUGUACGGUGAGGUGUGCGCUGACUGUUGUCUGGCCAGAGACCCGUACUGCGCCUGGGACGGCAAAUCCUGCUCCAGAUACUCUUCCUCACAGAAGAGAUCUGACCCCUCUAGACGGAGCCGUAGGCAGGAUGUAAAGUACGGCAACCCGAUCCGCCAAUGCAGAGGUUUUAACUCCAACACCAAUAAGAAUACUCUGGAGAGUGUUCAGUACGGAGUGGAGGGCAGCACGACGUUCCUGGAGUGCCAGGCCAGGACUCCUCAUGUGUCUCUCAAGUGGCACCUGCAGAAGGAAAACAGUGACCGGAGAAAAGAGAUUCGCUCCGACGGCCGCAUCCUGAAAACAGAACCAGGUCUUCUGAUCCGCUCGCUGCAGUCCUCUGACAGCGGCAUCUACCAGUGCACAUCCACGGAGAAGAACUUCAAACACACGCUCGUCAAACUGCAGCUCGUGGUCCUUUCCAGUCGCACGGUCAACAGCGUGUUGGUGGAAACGGGCAGUCCGGCCCUCCCUCCACUGCAGUCCAGUGCCUGGACUCCGAGUGCCGGUCAGUAUAAAGACCUGCUGACCAUCCUAAGCCAGCCGGAGAUGGGCCUAAUCAACCAGUACUGCCAGGAUUACUGGCAGCUUGGAGACGUCAGCCUCGGGGGAAACAAAGCCAAAAGCCUGAAGGAGCUGAAAGAACAGAAGAAGCCUCGCAACCGUCGGCAUCAUGAUGAGCAAACGACUCCGGCUGAGACAUGAGGGGCUGGAUACACACCUCAUCACACUCCCCCAGUCUCGCUUCCCCACACCCCCUCCGAAACACUGCAACCAGGGGAAGGACUCCAGUUAGAAAGAUAAACUGAUCUUAACGGGCAGAUACUGCAACUGAAAGCAACGGCAUCAAACAGUUUCUAUUUAACUGUUGGGGGGGGAAAAACACAAUAUUUAUUGUAGGUUGUAAAAAAUCAUUCUUUGUACUUACCUAGAAAACAUGUUUCUUUUGUGAAUAGGUACAUUUGUGCAAAUAUUGUUGUAUUAUUGUUUAUUUCAAUGUGUUGUUAUGUUGAGAAUAUCUUUAUGUUUGGUGUUUUUGAGAAACGGCAACAGUACCCGAGGACUUUGGGAGAAAUCACAGAUGGACAAGGACCGAGAGACAUGUAUUCAGAAAACUGUUGGAGGCGACCAUGUUGGAUCACUUGACUGCUGGCAGUAUUCAGUGUCUAAGCUGGAAGUCGAAUCGUUGGUUCAGAGACAUUCUCGAACUUCCCUAAACUUCCUGACCAGAACGUUCUCCUGUAUAUUCGACAGUUUUGUUUCACUGCGAGAUACGAGCUGUUGACCGACUGAUCCCCGUAUUUCUUGGGACAUGGAAGCAUAAAAGAAUUGUCAACAGACUGCAGCUGUGACAACAUAUCAGGGUCAAAAUGUGGCAUGUUUAUAAUGAAAGGCCCUCUGGCAGGUAAGAGGUCUCCUCUUUAAUUUGUGUGGUCCGGCCUCAAGAAAUGAUGUUACAUCACCCACCCUAACUCUUCCAAAAUCAGUUGCUGCCAAGUGUUUUGUUUAUAUGUGAAUAACACUUCUCAAUGUCGUAUCCUUAACAAACGUGAUCUCUGUAAUAAAGCUGUGUUUUGUGGGGAAAGGGUCCUUUAAUGGCACAAAAGCUGAAAAUAUAACAUUGCCUUCUCUUUUCUCCUUUUGAGAUGAGACAUUUCCAGCAGGCAGCUAUAUGUGAGUUUGUGACAGUUUGUGAUUAAAAAGAAAAAAAGAAAAAAAAACCUUAAGACACAAAGCACCUUCUGUUGCCAAUUCGGUAAUCUUGAUAAAACGGUAGAUUCUUCACAUGUAUCUGUGGCAUAUGCAGUAUAUUCAUAUAAAGCAGAGCAUGUAGUUUGUAUGCUCAAAGGGUUGUUUUGGCUCUCUAUGAAUCUAAAGCAGGGGUGCUCACACUUUUUCAGCAUGCGAGCUUCUUAUUAUGUGACCAAGUCAAGGCGAUCGACGGGGGGGGGGGGGGGGGCAGAGGCAGAGGCAUGUUAACGCGACACGUAGAGACAGAAAUGACAUGCUUCUGCUGUAAUGUGGCGCUAUAGAGAAAGUGACAGGGGGCGGGCCAAUUUUUGAUGUCAUGCGAUCUACCAUAUACGCCGCGAUCGACUGGCAGGUCGCCGCGAUCGACCGGUCGAGAUCCGCGAUCGACGUAUUGAGCACCCCUGAUCUAAAGGUUGCAUUCCUGCCAGUUUCAUGCUAAAUAUUGGUUUUGCUAAGUGAAUAUGUAUCAUUAAUCAUGUAAACAAUCUACACUUCGAUUAACUUAAAGCCACAAAUGGUUCUGUAUUUUCUGUAUCAGCUGGUUAACAACAGUCGGCUACUUUCUUCAAUCCAAUGCAGCGCUAUACUGCUAACACAUGUGCCGCAGACUUCAUAUCAAAGUUCCAUACAGUUAAACAAACGUCACAACAACCACGCCGAUCACCACCACGCCUGAAGAGAAACAUGGAACACAAUCUUCAGAAUGUGGCUCUUCAUUGUGCAUGGCAUGUACAGUGUAAUGUAAUGUGUAUGGUAUUUAUCUAAAUGCUACGUUACUGUGGAUGUCGGUGAAUGUCUUUCUCGUUGUGGGAAUAUGGAAAUACUAUCAAUGCAAGAAGGAUGCUGAAAGUACAGAAAGGUCAGAUUGUGCUUUUAGAUUUAAAUCUCUCUCUUUCUCUCUCUCUCUCUUUUCUCUCGCUCUCUCUCUCUCCCUCUCUGUGUAUGUCUCUUGUUUUCCUCUUGUGUGUCUCUUCAAAGGUUUGCAUAUAUUUCCAAUAUGUGCAUCUAUUUUGUUUUCUCGGUUUGGCAGACUUUGCUCUGGGUCAUUGAGGUAAAGUAGUGUAUGAUAUAAUGCACAGUUGAUGUUAUUGUAAUGAUUUAAAAAAAAUACCAUCUUCCUCAUCAAUGUUGCUGACUAAUAAAUUAAAGCUCUAUAUUUUAUAAUAACAAAGGUUCUGUUCUGUUUGCUCCCUAGUCUGAAGGGUUAUGUGAUAUGUAACUCGGUGUGUGUGUGUGUGUGUGUGUGUGUGUGUGUGUGUGUGUGUGUGUGUGCGCGUGUGUGUGUGCUAGUGAUCCAAUGUUGGACGAGGCAAAACGACUACUCCAGUAGAAGUAGCAGUACCACACUGUAAAUACUCCAUUACAAGUAAAUGUCUUGUAUCGUUACUUUAUUUAAAUAAAAGUAUAUAAGUAUCA